This is a messenger RNA of Microstroma glucosiphilum, 632 nucleotides long. RefSeq lists its product as hypothetical. The record is from RefSeq and is a predicted model, not a curated record. The transcript has a single exon. Lineage: Eukaryota; Fungi; Basidiomycota; Exobasidiomycetes; Microstromatales; Microstromataceae. The coding region runs from base 186 to 581 and encodes 131 amino acids.
GUGGAUGUGGAUGAUAGAAGGGAUGUUUGGACGGACGAAUCAGUGAGAAGAUAGAAGGUCACCCAUCGGGAGGCGAGGCGGGGAAGGGGCGAAGAGUGAGAGGGGGGGAAAAGCAAAGUGGUGUAUCAGUGUGUUGUUUCCUUGCACCUUGGUUCUGGAAUCGUGCGUGACAGUGUGGGGAGAAGAUGCGCAUGCCAAACGGAUGCCUUUGCUGCAGCGCCUCUUGGCCUUGGCUGAAGUGCCGCGGAAGGGCACUGGGCGAGUGUCAUGCACUUCUUCCCACACGGCGGAGUGAGGAUUGGAUACGCGCCUCGAGUGGCCACUGCGAUGCGCCUGUCUGGGUGAAUGGCAUGUCACCCGACUGUCUACCCUUGACUUGUCGUGCACCUCGGCAUCGCUGCUGCAGUGCCUCCCAUCCUGAUCAUGGGAACGGUGUGGCUGGCGAUGGAACGCUGCGAGCGGGCCAGUGUGUGAUGGCUGCAACACAGUUCCCAAAUGCCUGCCUGCCUCGGCAAUGCACCUUAUUCUACGCGCCCUCGGCAGGAGCCGGAGUGGGGACCCGAGCACAAUCACCUAACUGAUGCACACACUCGUGAAAAGGAGUGCUGCAUCCGGACUGAGGCCGCCCACCG